CCGGCUUCCGGAUCAUUGUUUUGUCACGAAAUUUGGAAAAAAGUGAAUCAUUUUUGUUUGUAAUCACAUAUUUACAAGAUAUACUUUAUGCAACACCGACAGGUUAUAUUUUAUGUGACUGUUGAAGCAAUGAAGUGAUGGUUUACUAACUCUUCUAUCUUACAAAUAUGGACGUUAAACCAAGUACAUUUGGAGGUGGGAUGUAUGAUACUGUGAAGGCAAAUGCUUCACAGAAGAGAUCUGGUCGUGGCCUGAAGAAGAAUUCUAAAUAUCUUGAAGCGUCAGAGGAUGAAUCGGAAGACUCGGUUGCUAAAGCGAAGAUAAUGAGGAAGUGUGAGCGAGCGGGCUGUCAUUCGAGGAUGCCAAUCUGCUUCGCUAAUGCCACAAACAGGUGUGCUGGAAAUGGUUACACUUCAAGAUGGUAUCAUAUAUCUGACGGGGAACAUUUCUGCAACGAAUGCUUUGAACACUUUUACAGAAGCUAUAAAGAAGGCUACAGCGUGUUUGAGAAGUGGAAACAUGUAUGGUCGACUCAGGGCACAACGGAACCGACACAUCGGGUGUUCAUGUGCGACCAGUUCCUUCCCUACUGGGUCCAGUGUAACCUGUCAUCGUGUCGCAAGUGGCGCCAGCUGAGUCGAGAAGCGAGUCUGACACCAGAGUUCAUCAAUAAAUACGUCUGUGGGAUGUCUCUGCUUGGUGUCAAAAAAGAAAAGCAAUUUGCUGCCUGUUGUAUUCCAGAAGAUGACCGAGCAUCUUUGGCCAACGACCCGAACUGGUUUUCUCAGCUUAGUAAUCCAUCAUACCUGCAACCCACAUCGACGUUCAGCAUUCUGGCCGAGUACUACCCGGAGAAAGUUGGUCUGAGUGCAUCCGACCCCAAGAUUCUCGAACUCAAGUCAAAAUCAAUGGACGCAGUGGCCUGCUGUGAAUAUGUUCGCCCAUUCCAGUCACCGAACCAGCCCCAGCACGCAUACAGCUUCCACCCAGCCAUGAUGGAGGACGACGAAAUCCAGGAAUUCCCUCAUAUCGCCGGAACUCACCCAGUCAUGUUCCUCGCAAUCAGAAACCUCAUACUCUCGCGGUGGUCAGAAAACAUCAAAGAAUGGCUCACAAAAGACGAAUGUAUUGGCCAUUUGAUCUGUCGAGGUCUUGCAAGGAUCCGAUUGGUGAAGGAGUUGCCACGGGUGAUCUGGUUUUUAACGAAGAAGGGGUACAUCAAUACGGGUCUUCUGAAACCUCCACAAGAACUCUCGCCGUGGCCAAAAAACACAAAGAAGGAGAUUCUGAUUAUCGGUGCUGGAGCCAGUGGUCUUGCUGCGGCACGCUAUCUCACACAUUACGGCUGCAAGGUGACAGUUCUAGAAGCAAGGGAUCGUAUUGGAGGUCGAGUUCACGACGAUUACUCGAUGGGACGCUGUGUCGGGAAAGGUGCACAGGUUCUCGUCGGGUAUACAAACAACCCAAUCUCCACCAUUUGUUACCAGGCUGGAUUAGAACUGACAGUGAUGAGUGAACACUGCCCACUGAUCAAUGAGAAAGGCCAAGUAAUCGAUGAACUGUUAGAUCGGCGGAUCGACUUCCAUUUUAACGCUCUGCUCGAUAUUAUUGCCGAGUGGAGGAAAAAUAAAGAUAUUACUGCCGAUGUCAGCUUGUUAGAAAAGUUCAAGGAAAUGCAUCAACAGUUUGUCGAAGAAUCUCAGAUACAGUUUUCAAAAGAAGAAAUGCAGCUGAUUCAGUUCCACAUUAGUAACCUCGAGUACGCAUGCGGCGGCUCACUCCACCAGGUGUCAGCACUGAGCUGGGAUCAAAACGAGGACUUCCCCCAGUUCGCCGGCGAGAACGUCCUUCUCAAGGGAGGUUACUCUCAGGUCCUGCAGAAAAUCGCAGACGGUUUGGACGUUAGAUUAAAUACAGAGGUGACUGGUGUGGAUUAUUCCGAUGAAAUAAUUUGUGUGUCUACGUCGUCUGGUUCUGUGUACCGUGCAAACAAGGUUCUGAUGACUCUUCCAUUAAUAUUGCUAAAAAAGGGGUGUGUCAAGUUUCACCCUCAACUUCCUGAAAGUAAACAGAAAGCGUUUGUCACGCUUGGGGCAGGUACUAUGGAAAAGCUUGCAAUGCAGUUUGAAAGAAAGUUCUGGAGAUCGAAAACGAAGGACGAUAACUUCUUUGGUCACAUACCGCUGGACGAGUCCAAGAGGGGCCUGUUCAGUGUGUUCUAUGACCUGUCGGCAGCCAAAGGUUCGGAGUGCAAUAUCCUGGUGACGAACAUCACGGAGAAUGCUCUACGCUUCAUCCAGGGCAAGACGGAUGCAGAGGUGCUGGAGAUGUGUCUGGACGUUCUCCGAGCGUUGUUCCCAGAAAUGGAUGUGCCGCCACCGACCAACUAUUUCCUGAGUCACUGGCGUGAGGACCAGUAUGCCGGCAUGGUGUACAGUUAUCUCCCUGUCGGAAAAGAUGGGUCCGUAUACGACAUCAUGGCAGAAGAUGUCGACAAAAAAAUCUUCUUUGCAGGAGAGGCAACGAAUCGCCAGUUUCCGCAGACCGUGACUGGUGCCUAUCUCAGUGGAAUUCGUGAAGCACAGAAAAUCCUCUCUCAUUCAGCCACAUGACAGGAAGUGUACAGAGCAUUCUCAUUGGACAGGAAUAUCAUGUGACCAUAAGUGCACCUUUGAUAGGGCAGACUGUUUUAAAAAAAAAACAGCUUAUGGCCUGUUGUGAAUCAUUGUGUUCAUAUGCUGGUAUCAGCAUUUUCUUUCAGUUAUUUGACCGAGUUAACCCUUUUGAAGUCAUUUCACAAAACAAAAGAAUGCUAUUGCCUGUUGUGAAACCAUGUGUUAACUGGCUGAUGGCAUUGGGGGGUUUUAGGGAAUUUUGUUUUGUGUAUUUGACUUGAGUUAACCCUUUUACGGUCAAAUGAAGAAAAUGUUUUGACAGAACAAAACCAUUCUGUGUAUUUCAUGGCAAAUAACUUAGUUGGGUAUGUUUUUUAUUGUGUAUAUAUAUCAUAUAGAAGAUCAUACUGUGUCAUUAUAUGUUUAGUAGUUAGAACUAUCGCAAAAGUAUGAAACAUGUAGAUUGAGGGUGUGAGAUGUUAAACUGUACCAUAAAAUAUGUAUUACUGGAAUCAUAAAUGUAAUGGGGUUAUUUGCACUUGGUUAGGGAUCCAUGCCUUUUCUCUAUGACUAAUAUUGUCAUACAUGAAUAUCUUGUAUUUUACACUAAUCAACAAUAGUUAUUUUAGGCAGUAGGCUAAAUAUUUGGACAGACAAACACACACACACAUUGUAACAUACACACUGUGACACGCGAACACACACAUACACUGUGGCACACAGACACACACAUACACUGUGGCACACAGACACACACUGUGACACACAGACACACACUGACAUAGUGUACAUAGAGUACUCGAGGGUCAAACUCAACCCAGACCAGAGUACCCAACACUUGCUAGACCUUACUAGAUGAAAAUCAAACUAAGGAAUAAAGAAAAGUGGAAUUAUGCAUCUUAAUUUCAUCACUGAACAUGGAUGCCAAAUCAUGUCAUUAUAUUGCAUUCCACACGUUCGACUUUUGAUUUCCCUCCGUGUCUCAUAGUCCUAUAAUGUAACCAGUGGCAAGCAUAUGGCAAAAUGACGUAAACAAUUAUAAUUAAAUGUGAGUGCUCUUUCUUGCACGGGUAUUUAAGUCCUGUGAAUGAACUCAAGUUUUGCUAGACACAUUGACACACACAGUUUUACAGACACACACAGACACACACACACACACACACAUGCAUACACACACAACACGCACACACAGACGCACACACCUCAUAUGUCUAAAACUAUAAUGCAAGUUUGUACUAAUUUUUAGAAGGAGCAGUUUGCGACCAUGCCAGAACAUCCUUUAGUCACUGUUCUACAGAGAUAUGAUUAUGAAUGUUAAUGGUUCUCUCAUUCAGAAUUUAACUAAAACGAUAGGUGGGUAAAUUGUAGAUCAAUAUAGUACUCUUUGUGUAAAAUUGGAUCUAAUGUAAACAUAAUACAUUUAAUGAAACUCCGUGUUCCAUGAAAAACAUUCUAGGUCACACAAAAAUAUGGGACAUAAAUCUCAUACAUUUGGCAAUUAUCCGUCACAAUGUAAUGAUUUCCACCAUGCUGUUUUUUUAUUGGACGUAUGGUACUGGUGACCUGGUCAUCACCUAGGAGUAGCCAGUCAUAUAUCUUGAAAUUGUUAACACACGUAUAUGUGUGAACAGCCAUGUGUUAUCAAAAAUAACACAUGGUGUUCUCACCAACAGGUGUGUUAAAAAAAAUUAAAAUGUAAUCGGGUCUUUAUUUUAGUAAUAGCAUAACCGUUUCAGUUAAUCACUUAACUUCACUAUGUACAGACACACUUUUUUUACUUUGCUUUUCUGGAAAAAGUCAUCAAAAAAAGAAGUUAUUUAAGCGUUUAAAGGGAUUUGUUUUUUCUUUCCCUCAUUCAUUGUUAAUGGGCAGGUUUUUUUGUAAAGUUUAUUAUUUAAAGACAGAUUUUAAUAGAUGUACUGGUACACACUUUCUAUAAUACCUAUUCUUUUAGAACAUUUUUUGUUUAAUUUUUGUUUUAUAUACAAUAAUAUAUUUAUACUUAGGCCAUUAUACAAUGGCAUAGAAGAAAUAUAAACAUAAGCAGUUUAUAAUAAACAUAUGAUAAGAUGAUUGACAAAUACAUCAACUACAAGAUAAUAUUUUACCCCUGCUUAUAUUUGCCUAACUUUAUUCAGGGAAAAAAGAUCAUCUGGAUACAACUGCAGCAUAUUUAGAAUUGUAAGUGAGGAAUAGCAGACCAAAUAGAUGAAAUAAAAACUAGACAUGUUAAAAGUUAUUGAAAAGUUUUCAAUGAAAACCAUACUUUCUACUGUCAUUUGAAACCGUAUUCUUUACCAGUUACGGAUAGCUGGAUCUUUUUUUUUUCCAGUCAUUGAAAACCAUACUGUUUUCAGUCACGUAAAACUUUGAUCUGAUUAUGGUAGCCCCACUCCCAUGGCUAGUGAUAUUCAAUGUUGGGCUAGUAAAUAACAACUAUUACCAUGCCCGACGGCUAGUGAAAAAAACAACCAUUUAGUCAUUUAAAACCACAAAUGUAUUUUGCUGGUAUUUAAAAACAAAUAAAUAAAACAAAUUUAUUAUUAUUUAAAAAAAGUAAAACAUUUUUUACCAGUUAAGGAAAAUUGUGAAUUUUACAUUGUAGUAAGCAGUAAUGUUUUGUAGUCAUUUAAAACUUAUGUUGGACCCUUAUUUGCUAUGGCGUCACCUGGCAUUGACGACAUUAAUUCACCUAAAUGUAAUAUUUUUUCUUAGUUCCACAUAUCUUAUUAACGUAGUAAAUAAACAGGGCUUCUAGAAUUUUUAUAAAAUCCACCAGCCAUGGGAUUAGUCAUUUUAAACAUUUACUAGCCACGGUUAAAAAUUCACUAGCCCAACUAUACAA
Messenger RNA from Gigantopelta aegis, 5460 nucleotides. Its product is annotated as lysine-specific histone demethylase 1B-like. Gene Ontology annotation, molecular function: protein binding; oxidoreductase activity; zinc ion binding. The transcript is spliced from 19 exons. Bases 168 to 2612 code for a protein of 814 amino acids. Lineage: Eukaryota; Metazoa; Mollusca; Gastropoda; Neomphalida; Peltospiridae. The record is from RefSeq and is a predicted model, not a curated record.